AUGACGUUGGCGUCAAAGACGACGACGGAAGAGGCAGAGACAGAGUUUUACUCUUUUGCUUCUUGUUUGUGUCUCAAGAUUUUCCGACUGAGGUCCUUCUCCUCCUCCUCCUCCUCCUCCUCCUCCUCCUCCUCCUCCUCCUCCUCCUCCUCCUCCUCCUCCUCAACAGAAAUCUUGGUCAUUACGAGGUCUUCCCUCUUCCUUAGUUUUGCCAGGACUCUCAACCCCACCAGACCCAAGGCCUUCGACUACGCUGCCGACGCCGAAAGAGUAGUAGGGGAGUUACACCACAAUUUCAGCUGUGACGGUCGUGAAUAUGGGUAUUAUGCCGACCAGGGCCAACAGUGCCAAGUCUUCCACAUCUGCAUGCCAGUCAAGACGGUGACUGGGAGGAUCCUCGAUACUUUCCAGUUCAGCUUCUUUUGUCCGAAUCAGACCCGUUUCAGCCAGGACUCUCGCACCUGCAUCAACGAGGCCCAGGCUUACCCAUGUCACAAAGCCCACACGCUGUACGACCUCAACAAAGCCAUUGGUCACAGGCCUAACAAGAAAAAGCGCCCUGUUAAUCUGAAGGACCGCUCACAAGGGAACUUCAAGACUAACGUACAAGUAACGCAGAGCGCAUCUCUGACAAAUGCCGCCAGCGGUGCCACCGAAACCCCAUUCCUCAAAGAAUCCUUCGAUGAUUCUUCCUUUGUGCUGGAGAGUUUUGAUGAUUCUACUGUAGGAUUAUCUGUGCAAGAAGGUUUGACGCCGGUCCACGCGGAUUCCAUUCUCGCUAUUGGUGCCCCAGCCGUAGCUGUUCCUCCAUCUGCUGACAAUGCAGGAACGACGACAACCUUUGCUGGUCGCUUUCAGCCAUCUUCAACAGCAGCCCCACCGGUUGGGGACUUCGUAUCGAAUGAUCUUUCUGAGCAUUCGGAGAGACCUGAAUUUGUUAUUCCCCCUGGAUCGCAGAUCAUAUCAACACAAUCUAUACAGCACCAGAAUGCCCUCUCACAGCCCGCAAGGAGUGAUGGCUCUGUAAAUCCUGCCCGUGGAAAUACCAGGACAUCCAGAAUUAACGUUUCAGCACAUGGUUCUUCAGGGUUUUCAAAUGCUGGAUCCUCCACCCAAGCACCAACACUCACUAGUUCUUCAUUCCCUAGCACAGUAAGUUCCACCGGCACACCACCUUUAGUUCAUUCCAUUGUGUCGACCACCCCUCACACAAGUUUUACAACAAAUGAAGAAUUUGCCCAUUCAGGAGUCACUUCUGCAAAUCAAGGUUUGUCGGUGAACAGUGGACUGAAUUCCAUAGCAGUUACCAACAGGGGAAACAGCUUCACUUCUACAGAAUCAUCUGUGUCAUUCAAACCCAUUCCACAAAGAAAUAGAGAGCCUGUAAAUACAGUAGGAGUCGGUGGAAAUUCAGUUGGAAGCUCUUCACAACAGGAUGCAAAUAGAUUUUCAAAUAGUCAUGCCUCUUCACAACAGGAUACAAGUAGAUUUUCAAAUAGCCAUACCCUUGAGGCGGCGUCACAUGCAAACACCGGAACAAGUACGGGAACCUCUGCAUCCUCAGCUGGUAGGGGUCAGAUUUCAACGUUUGCAUCCCGUGCUAGAGCUCAUUCCACCCAGAGUUUUUCACAUCAGGCAUCACAGUCCGGUGAUCAGAGGUCCCAGUCAUUUUCUUUCUCACAGAAUAUUGGAAAUGAUGGAGGAAUAACCUCUCAGCCAAUCAUUACCACACACCAGUCAGUUAGCCAAGCACCUCAGCCCAUUACUACAACACAAAUACCUGUGCCAUCACUUAGUCAGCAGUUUACUCCCCCACCUAUUACUCAUGCUGCUCCAGGCACAUCGAGACCCCUUCAGAUACCUGGAUUUUCAUCGGGGAUUAGUCGUAAUCGUGUCGCAGUACAAAACCAACCGGAUGAUGAUUUUGCUAAUCAGCAGCUGUCUACUUUAAGCUCAUUUCCAACAACUACUGAAUAUUUUGAAGAGGGUGACAGAUUUCCCACAACUGUAGUAACAGAAAUUCCUUUUGAAUCAUCAAGGGCUAGUUUUGAAAGUAAUAACAUACAACCUCCUAGUCUGCAGAAUGUUGGAAGCUUACCCAAUAGGGGGAUCAGUCGUAAAGUUACUGUACAGAGGAGACCAAUUCAAGAGCCAUCUAAUGACCAGGUCUCAAGCAGAAUUAGUAGUGUCCAUAGCACAGCUUCUGUAAACACUGGAAAUGUUAAUAGUUUCAAUUCGUUUUCAAAUAAUAAUAGAGCUACCACCAGAUUUGACCAAAGUACGGAUGGACUUCACACGGGAGUAUUGCCAGUAUCAUCUGGAAUAAGUAACAGUCUGGGAUCUGUGACACCGUCCCCCUUAGGUCAUUCCAUUUCCGUUCAGACCCCCACAAUCCCGAGUUUAUCUGUAUCAACAAGUGAGCAAAACACUCCUUUGAGCGUAAAUAGCGAACAUUUUGGAAUACAUUCACAAAAUGAAUUGAAGGGAACACAAAAUGAGUCCCAUGGAGGCCAUUCUCAGACAAUAUCAGUUCAGAAUUCUUCGUUCAGAGGAUCUACAACUUCUAGAAUAUCAUCUCAGAGAAACAGAGGCAAUCAGAUAUCAUCAUCAAGAGGAUUAAGAACUCAGAUAACUACAACAGGGACUGAAAGGUCCUCGGAAGCAGUGGUACAGACAUCUAGCACUGCAAAUGUUGACAGAGGGUCUGUUAGAGGAAUACCAUCUCAAUCUGUUGAAUUUACAGAAGAAAAGACAGCUUUGAAUGCUGUAACAAGUAACAGAGGAUCACCUAGAGGGAUAUCACAACCCAUUUUUGAGGAUAGAACACCAAGGCCUGUAACCAGCAACAGGGGAUCAAGGAAAUUCCAGCCCAGUACAUAUCUUCUGCAAUCUGCAGGUUUUCAUAAUCCUCAGUGGCAGCCUAUACAGAAUCAAAACACUCUUGCUAGAAACAGUGUAUCUAGAAGUCGGUCAAGAUCUCAAAAUGGAAAUACAAGUAAUGGUAUCCAGACAUCCUCAGUAAACCAGAAUGAUGAUGGAAAUGAUUCAUCAGGUACAGCUGUCCAAGAGGAUAGUGUGAGCACUUCAUUUGAUAAUACCAGAGUUUCAACAUCAGAAAUUUCCCACAGGACAGUAAGUGGUGUUGAACUACCUAAGCAAAACAGCAUUGUCUCACAUGAUAUUAGUAAACAGUCAGCAUCCGUUACAGCCACCACUUUCAAACCUGUAACGCAAGCUUUAGUUCAGUCUACUAGCAGAGGAAGGGCAUUUGGUUCACAGGGUUCGUCAAAUAAUUUACUGUCUUCACAGCAAAACAGGUCAGGACAGACACAAAGUAGUUAUGGUGCACCAUCUACUUUUACAACUGAAUCUUCUGUGACAUCCCAGUACAGUAAUUCAGAAACAGUAACCAGGUCACAAUCUGUGACCUCACGCCCAACAACUCCAGCAAGCAGGCAGCUAACCACUACAUCUUUUGCAACAAGUGCUAUACCUAGAAGGCAACCCAUUACUAGCAAUGCUAAUCUUUUGAGGCAAACAGGUUCUGCUCAAGGUUUUUCAAGAUCUGAUGCAGGAACCAGUUCAGAAACUUUGCAUGAAACUACUCAGAACACAGAAUCCAGGAAGGUAAUAAAAAAGAAAAUAAUUGUUAAUGGUCGUCCUGGGUCACGCAAAAGUCAUGAACCUACUGAAUCAACAACAAAAGCAGAAAUUCAGAAGGAGACAAAUGAAGAGGAAGAAAAGAAGAGGCAGCGAGCUCUAGAUGCCCUAGAAAGAUUUAGCCCAGGAUUUGCCAAUGCUAAUUUACUUGCAUUCCGUGUUAUUCCAAAUGGAGCAAAAAAGAACAGUGUUCAACAGGUUUCAACAACUGAAGCAACCGUUCAGCAGACUUCUAAACCACAAAAUUCAUUCAACAAUCAAAGGAGAGGAGGCUCUCGAGCCCGUAUUACCACAACUCCCACCCCAGUUACAACAACACAGUCAUCACAGUUCAUAUCUAGAACGAGCUCCCGCAGGGUUUCUAGGCCAGUAACCCAAACGUCUUUAUCAACAACAGCUGAGCCAAUUGCUACAACCAUAUCACCUCUUCAUGGUUUAAGAAGUAAUGAUAGAAGGGUAGUUAAUGAACAAGUAGAAGUGUCAGAAAAUAGUGCAUUAUCACAAUCUUCAGGUAGCGCUUCUAUUUCUUCUCAGUCUGUGGCAUCAAGUAGUCGUCAUAGAGGAAACACAAAAUUUACCAGUUCAGUGAAUAACAGCAGGAGAAGAAUAGUCAAGAAAAUUACUCCUGUGUCAGAAAACUCGGCCAGCUCAAAGAACCUAGAUUCUUCAGUUCCUUCUUCUGACUCUUCUAAAGUUUCAUCUUCUGUUCAAGCUGCUUCAACAUCACUAGCAAAACAGGCUAGUCAGUCAUCGAGGCAUUCAAGCCAGCCUUUGGAAAAGCCGUCCGGUCAGCUAAGAGUCGUGGGAACGAGCAUUGAAUCCAGUGUUUCAUCAAACCUAGGGAGUGAAAAGAGUAUAAGUCAAGCUUCCUCUUCUCUCUCAUCAUCAUCCUCAUCUUCAUCUUCAUCUUCAUCUAGAUCCAGGGUUAAUUCUCGGUCGCGUUCUUCGUCUUCAUUUCCUUCGCGGAAUACAGGCAACCUCAUCGUCAAACAGGGAGCAGGCCACGAGCCCCUUACGGAUCUGGAACUGGAGGCUUUAUCAGCCCUUGCGCAGGUCAACUCGGCCUUCAGCAACGCAGCCAAAUCUCAGUCGCAGCCUUCCAGCUCCUCCAGGGGGACCAGGAGACGAGACUCGACCCCGUCUCGAUCCAGAUCCAGAUCUCUCUAGCGGCCAUAGGCAAUAGUUUUGUAAUUAUGAAUGAAAUUCUUGUCUUCUUCUCUUAUCCCCUGUUUUGUAAGUACGUAUAGAGAAGAAAGACGAUUGUAUAUUACAGAUGUUCCUCUUUGUUGGCAACUAAUCAGCCGUGUUGAAAUACUGUGCCAGUUGGUGAACUUCCGUUGCACUAGAAAGAUUUUAUACCCUAGCUAGCAGUACUUUGCUGAUUCUAUCUUCAUCCUUAUUGUGAGUUCUUUUUAUUUCCACUCUUUUUUGUAAGAUAUUGUCUUUUAAUAAAUGAUAUUACAGA
Macrobrachium nipponense is the source of this 5125-nucleotide messenger RNA. RefSeq names its product mucin-3B-like. The record is from RefSeq and is a predicted model, not a curated record. NCBI's taxonomy places the organism in Eukaryota, Metazoa, Arthropoda, Malacostraca, Decapoda, Palaemonidae. Gene Ontology annotation, cellular component: extracellular region. Gene Ontology annotation, molecular function: chitin binding.